CGACUAAAGAGAAUAGAAAAGAAAUUAUGCUUUCCAAAUUGGAAAAUAAACUUCAAUUUUUGAAUUCAAAAUCUAGUGUUUGGUCCGUCAUUGAAGAUAUUUCCAACAAUAAAAAUCAAGAUGAGGCUUUUUAUGUGUGCGAUGUUGGAAAUAUAAUCGAAAAAUAUUUCAAUUGGAAAAAAUUUAUGCCAAGGGUGGAAACCUAUUAUGCUGUAAAAUGCAACGACCAUCCAUUAGUUCUUGAAACUUUGGCUUCGUUGGGUAUCGGAUUCGACUGCGCUUCCCAAGACGAAAUUUCAAAAAUUUUAAAUUUAAAUGUGGAACCCAGCAGAAUUAUAUAUGCCAAUCCGACCAAACCAGAGACUCACAUAAAAUAUGCGGAAGAUGUUAAUGUACUGAGAAUGACUUUCGAUAAUGCGUGGGAAUUGGAAAAAAUUAAAAAUAGCCAUCCCAAAGCUGAGUUAAUACUAAGAAUAAAGUAUGAUGACGAAAAGGCACGUUACAAAUACGGAUGCAAAUUUGGUUGUAAUCAUAUUACCCAAGCACCAGAACUGUUGGCUAGAGCCAAGCAAUUAGAAAUCAAAGUAGUUGGGGUGAGUUUUCACAUUGGGUCAGUAAUUAAGACUCCAGAAGUUUACAGUGCAGCUAUUGAAGCAGCUAGGUAUGUUUUUGACGUGGCUACCAACCUGGGAUUUGAAUUUAAUAUUUUGGACAUUGGAGGCGGUUUUCCAGGAGCCCAUGGCACAUCUAUAGAAGAGGUAUCAAAAAUUAUAAAUGAAGGCAUAAACCUCCACUUUUCCGACCCUUCGAUUGCAAUAGUCGCUGAACCAGGAACGUACUACGUGGAAUCUGCAUUUACCAUAGCCACCAGAAUACAUUCUAUUACCGUAACUGAACCAGAUCCUACAGGCUUGUAUACGUAUAUGUAUUACGUAUAUGCAGGCACCUAUACCACAUUUUUGGGCCUUUUCUUCGGUGAGCAUUAUGUACCUCAAGCCUUGAAUAAAAAUAUAUAUGAGAAAAAAUAUCCCACUAUUAUAUGGGGGCCCACUUGCGAUUCGUCAGACAAAAUCUGUGAAAAUGUCAAUAUGCCAAGAAUGAAUAUUGGAGACUGGAUUGUCUUUGAGAAUGUCGGAGCCUAUACAUUGACCUUGGCCACCAAUUUUAAUGGUAUUCCCACUCCAAAGGUUUAUGGAGUAGUUUGUGAACAAAUGUGGAACGAAUUAAAAGAUAUAAUGAGGGUUCCACAAAAAUUUCAUUUGCAAAUGAAGGAAAAUGUUAGUCAAUUUUUAGAGAAAAUUGUAGAUAUGCAGCAAUAAUUUUUCAUCUUUUAAUUAUUAAAAAAU
Messenger RNA from Brassicogethes aeneus, 1346 nucleotides. The record is from the annotation of a GenBank genome assembly. Lineage: Eukaryota; Metazoa; Arthropoda; Insecta; Coleoptera; Nitidulidae.